AUGACGGUCCUUAGAUCGCGUGAGAUCGCCCCGCCCAAAACGACGUCGCAUCCCCCCAAAACGCGGCCCAAAUCAGACCCACCCACCCCAGCCGUUACUACUCCUACUACUACUACUACUACCACCCCAGCCGUUAAUUCCACAUCCUCCUCCAUAUCCCAAAACCCUAACCCUAAUUCCAAUCCCAAUCCCAAGCCCAGCGAUUCCGGCUCAAUACGGCGGCGGAGUCUCCGUCUCGCUUCGAAAACCCCCGAUUCCGCCGCAGAGAGGAAUACCCAAAUCGGCGAAGUGGUUGUUGAUUUGUUCGGAGAGAGGGUUACGGCUAUGGGAGAUGAGAAAGGGGCUGAGGACUUGAAAUUGGGUUCUGGGUCGGACUCUGUGACCCGAUUGAGUGGGAAAGGUUCGGGCUUUGGGGAUGAGGAGAAGGGUUUGAGUGAAUUAGGGCUUGGUGGUGAUUUGGGGGUUUCUGGGGAUAAUGGUAAGGAGGAAGAGAAGAAGAGGAAGCUGGACAUUGAUAUCAAUUUGCCGGCUGCGGAAUGUGAGGAGGAAGAUGGAGGGAGUAGGAGCUUUUUGAGCUUGCGAUCGGGGAAGAGAGUUGCGAAGAGAGGAGGGGAUGGUGGUGGUGGUGGUGGUGGUAAUGGGGAGUGGGGGAGUGAUUUGAGUGCUGAGAAGAGUGGUGGUGUGAAAGGGAAGGGGAAGUGGGGUGAGAUUAGUGUUAUUGAUGUGGUGGUGUUGGAUUCGGAUGAGGAAGAUGAGAGGGUUAUUGAUGUGGUGGUGUUGGAUUCGGAUUCGAAUGUGUUGCAGAGUGAUGUUCCAAGUGGGGGGAGCUCUGAGGGGAAAGGGAAGAGGAACUUGAGUGAUGUAGUUGAGGAUUCGGAGGAUGGGAUGAGUUCCGGUGAGAAUGGUGGGGGUAGAAGGAAGUUUAGCAGACAAGAAAAAGGGAAGGAGAAGUUGAUUGGAGGAGCUUUGUUACCGAAUGAUUUUGACAAAGUGGAAUUGGAUUUCUUGGGAAUAGGAGCAUUGAGUGAGUUGAGUUCGAUGCCCAAUGUGGUGUUGAGUGAGUUGAGUUUGAUGCCCAAUGUGGUGUUGAGUGAAUUGAGUUUGAUGUCCAAUGUGGUUCCGAGUCCUGCUCAGGUAGGGGAGAAUGUAGCAAUGCAAGAGCAGGUGCAGGCGAGGAACACUAAUGCAAGAGAGGAGGGAAGAGACAGGAAUCAAUACAUGGAACGGUUUCGGGACAUAGCCAGGCAAAAUGCUUCUCGCUUUGCUCGUUUCGAUCCUCGAGAGGAAGAGGAGAAUGAUAUGCCUCCUCAGGUUGAUGUGGAGCUAGAGGAUGAAGAUUGGCCUGGUCCAUUUUCUACUGCGAUGAGGAUUAUGAGAGAUGGAGCAGAAAAGAAUAUGCAAGAGCACAGUGCAUCUAAAGACAAGACCAAACCAGCAUUGGUGAAGUGGGUUCCCAAGCGUCAGGAACAGGAUCUUGCAAUAUCAAAGAAUUUGAUCCCCUCAUUGCAGGAGUUGUGUUUGUCUGUUCUUGCUAAGAAUGCCGAUGAAAUAGUUUCACUUGAGAGUGUUCCAGAUGCUUUGAGGCACCAGCUCAGUCAUCUGCUCUGUGAUUCUAGAAGAAUGAAUACUCAUUUUUUCGAACUUCUUGUUCAAGGAUCGCCAACAGAGGUUCGCUUAAGGGAUUGCUCAUGGUUGACAGAGGAAGAGUUCACAAAAUCUUUUCAGCUCUGCGACAUUACCAACUUAACAGUACUACAACUUGACCAAUGUGGGCGCUGUCUGCCAGAUUAUAUAUUGAAUUCUACCUUAGCUCGGUCAGCCAAUUGCUUGCCCUCUUUAGUUUCUUUAUCCCUCAGUGGUGCAUGUCGUCUUUCAGAUGUUGGGUUAGGUGCACUUGUCUCUUCUGUCCCUGCACUAAGAUCUCUGAAUCUCAGCCAGUGUUCCCUUCUCACUUCCUCAAGUAUCGACACUUUAGCUAACUCAUUGGGAUCAUUGCUGAAGGAACUAUAUUUAAAUGAUUGCCAAAGCAUUGAUGCUAUGCAGAUUCUACCUGCCUUAAAGAAGUUUGAACAUUUGGAGGUAUUGUGGCUGCCCGGCAUUGAAAAUGUUUGUGAUGAUUUUAUUAAGGAGUUUAUUUCUGCUCGUGGCCACAAUUUGAAGGAGCUUAGUUUGACUGAUUGCAUAAAUUUAACAGAUUCAUCUGUGAAAGUCUUAGCUGAAACGUGUUCUGGGUUAUGUGCGCUUGACCUAUUUAACUUGCAUAAGCUGACAGAUUAUUCUUUAGGAUAUCUUGCAAAUGGCUGCCGAGCAAUUCAAACAUUAAAAUUUUGUCGCAAUUCAUUCAGUGAUGAAGCUGUUGCUGCAUUCCUGGAAACUUCUGGAGAGUGUUUGAAAGAACUUUCACUAAAUAAUAUCACGAAGGUUGGUGACAACACAGCCAUAUCACUUGCCAGACAUUCAAGGAACUUACAUUGUCUGGAUCUAUCUUGGUGCCGGAAUUUGACAGAUGAGGCCCUGGGUUUGAUUGUGGACAGCUGCCUAUCUCUGAAGAUGUUAAAACUGUUUGGAUGCACUCAGAUUACAGACUUGUUCCUGUCUGGCCACUCAAAUCCUGACGUAAAAAUCAUUGGCGUGAGAAUGACUCCAAUAUUGAAAGAUGUUAGGGUGCCUGAUCCUGCAGCAGGUCCAUUACAUUAUUCAGCAGUCUUCUAAAUCUAUAGCUUUUGUAAAGUGAACCCAAUGCUUUUCGUGCAUGUAUGAUCCAGAAUAGGUCGAAAGAUCAGGAUUUUGUAAGCAUUUUCAUAUCAACAAAGUGGAAUUACUUCAUUUUG
Messenger RNA from Fragaria vesca subsp. vesca, 2831 nucleotides. RefSeq lists its product as uncharacterized. Lineage: Eukaryota; Viridiplantae; Streptophyta; Magnoliopsida; Rosales; Rosaceae. The record is from RefSeq and is a predicted model, not a curated record. The transcript has 6 exons. The coding region runs from base 1 to 2712 and encodes 903 amino acids. Gene Ontology annotation, biological process: SCF-dependent proteasomal ubiquitin-dependent protein catabolic process. Gene Ontology annotation, cellular component: SCF ubiquitin ligase complex.